Messenger RNA from Quercus lobata, 603 nucleotides. RefSeq lists its product as uncharacterized. NCBI's taxonomy places the organism in Eukaryota, Viridiplantae, Streptophyta, Magnoliopsida, Fagales, Fagaceae. The transcript has a single exon. The coding region runs from base 1 to 603 and encodes 200 amino acids. The record is from RefSeq and is a predicted model, not a curated record.
AUGGCUGGAAACCCCAUGAGGCGUAACCAAAACCUUUAUUGCCAAUACCAUCAGGACCAAGAGCACAUUAUAGAAGAUUGCAGGAAUUUAUGGGACCAUCUGGACCAGUUGGUUCGAGAAGGGAAGUUGAAGCAACUGCUGCACCAUUCUAGUGGCCCGGCAGAGCAUAUAGGUACGAAUCCCUGGAGAGAUGCUUCUUCAAGACCUCCUUUGGGAAUGAUCAAUGUCAUCUUUGCUGCACCUGGUAGGACAGGUUUUCAUCCUUCCAGCGUAAUGUCUGUGGCUCGGCUAUCCACCAAGGACAAUGAUUCUGAGCCAAAAAGAGCAAGGAAAGAAGCCCUACUGGUUCUGGGCUUCUCAGACGAGGAUAAGGCCAGAAUCAUCCAACCCCAUGACGAUGCUCUAGUUGUCACACUCAGGAUAGGGGGAUAUGAUGUGAAAAGAGUGUUGGUAGACCAGGGCAGUGCUAUCGAAAUAAUGUAUCCCGACCUGUACAAGGGGCUGAAUUUGAAGCCCAAGGACCUAACGACGUAUGAUUCCCUUCUAGUAAGUUUCGAGGGAAAAACUGUUACUCCAAGAGGUCAGAUUAGACUGCCCAUAUAG